Molecule: messenger RNA, 732 nt
Organism: Chrysoperla carnea
Lineage: Eukaryota; Metazoa; Arthropoda; Insecta; Neuroptera; Chrysopidae
Gene: RpS9
Product: 40S ribosomal protein S9
Exons: 4
Coding region: 104-688 (194 amino acids)
Biological process (GO): positive regulation of translational fidelity; translation
Cellular component (GO): cytosolic small ribosomal subunit
Molecular function (GO): rRNA binding; structural constituent of ribosome
Source: RefSeq, a predicted model, not a curated record
GUGGUGCUUACUUGAAUAAUUCACAUUGCUUCCUCUUUCAUUUCACAUUCGGUUUUUAAUCGGUGUAGUUAACAGACGAGUUGUAAAGAAAUAACUCGUCAUCAUGGUGAACGGUCGAAUACCGUCAGUAUUUUCUAAAACUUACGUUACACCACGUAGACCUUAUGAAAAGGCACGUCUUGAUCAAGAAUUAAAAAUUAUUGGAGAAUAUGGUCUCCGAAACAAACGUGAAGUAUGGCGUGUUAAAUAUACAUUAGCUAAAAUUCGUAAAGCUGCUCGAGAAUUGCUUACCCUUGAAGAGAAAGAUACUAGAAGAUUGUUUGAAGGUAAUGCACUUCUUCGGCGAUUGGUUCGUAUUGGAGUAUUAGAUGAAAGUAAAAUGAAACUCGAUUACGUUUUGGGUUUGAAAAUUGAAGAUUUCUUGGAACGUCGUCUUCAAACACAAGUAUUUAAACUUGGAUUGGCUAAAUCUAUCCAUCAUGCACGUGUUUUAAUUCGUCAAAGACAUAUUCGAGUCCGUAAACAAGUUGUAAAUAUUCCAUCAUUCAUUGUCCGUUUGGAUUCACAAAAACACAUUGACUUCUCAUUGAAGUCACCAUUCGGUGGUGGCCGACCAGGUCGUGUUAAGAGGAAGAACAUGCGUAAAGGAGCUGGUGGUGGUGCUGCCGCUGAAGAAGAAGAAGAUUAAAUAAAUAUGAAAAUGUAUUUAAAAUAAGAAUAAAGAUUUUCUUA